CAUUCCCCAGCCCAUCAAUUUUAUUCUAUAAAUUUUAUUUCUAAACUUCCUUGCAUUCCCUCCGAGAACAUCAAAGUUGCAGAAAACAAAGACAACAUCAUGAGAAGAUACGGGCACCAUAGGCAGCCCAAGCAUCAGAGUGGAGGAGGAUUGAAGGCUGUCUUGGGGAGAGUUUCAGUGGCAGUCACGGCUCUCUUGAUCUGCACCGUUUGGUUGCUCUUCUCUUCGUCUUCGGUCAGCAACGGCAAUCGUUCCUUUCGAUAUGGAUCUAAGAUUGACUUGGAAGCACUUUGGGGACCUGCUGAUUCUAGUGGUUGGAGGCCGUCCUCUGCUCCACGAUCUGAUUGGCCCUCUCCACCAAGUGAGAGCAAUGGUUAUUUGCGAGUUCGUUGUAAUGGUGGUUUAAAUCAACAACGCACUGCGAUCUGUAAUGCUGUUCUUGCUGCACGAAUCAUGAAUGCUACACUUGUGCUGCCUGAGUUGGAUGCAAACUCCUUCUGGCAUGAUAGCAGUGGUUUUCAAGGUAUAUAUGAUGUUGAGCAUUUUAUUGCGGUACUGAGGUUUGAUGUACGGAUUGUGGAAAGCAUUCCUGAAACACGCAAAAAUGGGAAAACCAAGAAGAUAAAAGCUUAUCAACUUCGCCCCCCUAGAGAUGCCCCCAUCAGUUGGUAUGCAACAGAUGCUCUGAAGAAGAUGAAGGAACAUGGUGCUAUUUACCUCACUCCCUUUUCACACCGUUUGGCAGAAGAAAUUGACAACCCUGAAUACCAACGCUUGAGGUGCAGAGUUAAUUAUCAUGCUCUCAGAUUUAAGCCACAUAUUAUGAAGUUAAGCAAUACAAUAGUCAACAAACUUCGUGCACAAGGUCACUUCAUGUCAAUACAUCUUCGGUUCGAGAUGGAUAUGCUUGCAUUUGCAGGAUGCUUAGAUAUCUACCCUGAAGAGCAACGUAUAUUAACCAAGUACCGGAAAGAAAAUUUUGCAGCAAAAAGACUUGUUUAUCAUGAAAGAAGGGCCAUUGGAAAAUGCCCAUUAACUCCAGAAGAGGUUGGUCUUGUUUUACAUGCACUAGGGUUUGACAAUUCUACCAAAAUAUACCUUGCAGCUGGUGAACUGUUUGGUGGGGAGCGAUUCAUGAAACCUUUUCGAGCUCUAUUCCCACGCCUUGAGAACCACAGCAGUGUGGAACCGGCAGAUGAGCUUUUAGAGAACUCCCAGGGCUUGGUAGGUUCUGCUGUGGAUUACAUGGUUUGUCUGCUAUCUGACAUUUUCAUGCCAACUUAUGAUGGCCCGAGCAACUUUGCCAACAAUCUCCUAGGUCACCGACUUUACUAUGGAUUUCGGACCACACUUCGGCCUGAUAGGAAAGCUCUUGCCCCAAUCUUCAUUGAUCGUGAAAAUGGGCGGUUGGCUAGUUUUGAAGAAGCUGUUAGGCGUGUGAUGCUCAACACAAAUUUUGGUGGACCCCACAAGCGUGUCCCACCUGAGUCUUUCUAUACAAACUCAUGGCCGGAAUGUUUCUGUCAAAUGUCACCAAAGAAUCCUGCUGACAAAUGUCCACCUGAGAACGUUCUGGAAAUCCUAAACAACCGCUUGGAGAGUGAAAUGGGCAAUGGCUUUGAAUCAACAACCACAUCAAAUUUGACAGUGCCUACGGAAGAAGAACAAUGAUUUGCCUUAACUUAUUAAUUGAGGUUACUCUAUUUGACCAAUGGUGCAACCUUAAAGGCCAAAUUAGAGAAAGGAGUGGGCAACUGAUAUCUCAUUCAGCUUUCAGGUUCAUGCUAUCUGGAUAUUGAACCAAAGAUGGAAAAGUUCUACACCGAUACAUUCAUUAGCCAAAGAUUUCAAAGCACAGAAUUAUGUUUAGUGAUAUGUACUUCAUAUCUGCUAGAGCUGUACAUUUGCUACUUGAAGCCGGUUCUGUAAAUCAUCUGCUUAGCUUUACUAUAUAUUUUGGGCUUAAAAAAGAGAGCAUUACUACCCCUUGUUUUAACAUGACUUUACACGCACGGGGUGUGUUUGGUAAGCCUGGCCUCACCUGACUAAAGUUUAAUGUUGUUACAUUAUUUUUGCCGCAUGGAUGCCCUACUAAUGAAAGAAAAUAAGUUUGUAUUGAGAGUCAA
Vitis riparia (riverbank grape) is the source of this 2126-nucleotide messenger RNA. Its product is annotated as O-fucosyltransferase 1-like. Gene Ontology annotation, cellular component: cytoplasm; trans-Golgi network; endosome. Lineage: Eukaryota; Viridiplantae; Streptophyta; Magnoliopsida; Vitales; Vitaceae. The record is from RefSeq and is a predicted model, not a curated record.